This is a messenger RNA of Peronospora matthiolae, 1125 nucleotides long. NCBI's taxonomy places the organism in Eukaryota, Oomycota, Peronosporomycetes, Peronosporales, Peronosporaceae. The record is from the annotation of a GenBank genome assembly.
AUGAUUCUCGUGGUGCUCUACGUCGAUGAUCUCAUCCUGGCCAGCAGCAACAACGAACUCCUCAAGUCGACCAAGAUGGCGCUGAGCAAACGCUUCGAAAUGACGGAUCUCGGUGAGCUCGAUUACUUUCUCGGCAUGGAGAUCAAGAACGACCGUAAGACGGGAAUGGUGACUGUGCAACAAACCAAGUUUCUCAAGUCCGUGUUGACCAAGUUCGGAAUGGAUAACAGCAAGCCAGUGAAGACGCCUCAAGAUCCCGGCCUGAAGCUAACCAAGAACAUGUGUGAACAAGAAUGCAAGCACGAAGACACCAUAUGCAACGUGCCAUAUCGAAGUGCUGUCGGAGGCAUCAUGUAUCUCAUGGUCGCCACACGUCCGGAUCUAGCUGCUGCAGUGGGAUCAUUAUCCCAGUUCUCGUCCGACCCAUGCCCGACUCACUGGCAAGCUUUGAAGAGUGUGCUGAGAUACCUGCAAGCAACGCCCAAUCAUGGUCUUGAGUUUACACGUGAAGAAGGAAGCCGUAUCUGCGGGUACACCGACGCAGACUGGGCCGGCGACAUUGAGUCAAGACGAAGUACAAGCGGCUAUGUGUUCAUGAUGAGCGGAGGAUGCAUCAGCUGGAAAAGCCAGAAACAACGGACGGUCGCGCUAUCUUCAACAGAAGCAGAAUACAUGGCGCUUUCCGAAGCAACCAAAGAAGCAGUAUGGCUCAAGGUGCUUUUGGGGGAACUUGGUGAGAUGACAAGCGACGAAGCGAUCAAGGUGUAUGAAGACAACCAAGGAUCAAUCGCUCUCGCCAAGAACCCGGAGUUCCAUAAGAGAACAAAACACAUCGACAUACGCUACCAUUUUGUGCGUGAGAAGGUGGAAUCAGGUGAAGUCGUUUUGGAGAAUUGCCCGACUCAAGAUAUGCUGGCAGACAUGAUGACCAAGCCGAUCGCCGCUGUACAAUUUGAAAACAUUCGCGAUCGACUUGGGAUCCAAGGUACCGCAGCUAACGAGUCGAGAGGGAGUGUUGAAAAGACAGCGGCUGUGAAGAAGACACCUCGUCAAGCUGCGUCAAGUGUUGAAGCAAGUGGAAGACCAAGCUUCGCUAUACCGGUGGGUACCGGUAUGUACCAGUAA